Molecule: messenger RNA, 4980 nt
Organism: Salvelinus namaycush (lake trout)
Lineage: Eukaryota; Metazoa; Chordata; Actinopteri; Salmoniformes; Salmonidae
Product: serine palmitoyltransferase 2-like
Exons: 12
Coding region: 71-1816 (581 amino acids)
Biological process (GO): ceramide biosynthetic process; sphingosine biosynthetic process
Cellular component (GO): serine palmitoyltransferase complex
Molecular function (GO): pyridoxal phosphate binding; serine C-palmitoyltransferase activity
Source: RefSeq, a predicted model, not a curated record
CCCCAGUCACAGAGAGAGAAGAGAGGUCCCGGGCACGUAAGUAUACAAACCUGGAUAUUCAGGCGAAUAAAUGCCACCAAGUAUGACCAAGAGCUCGGCGAAUAAACUGACAAAUGGAGAUGUUUUCCACCGGACAUCCAACGGUAAGACAUCAUCGAGAAGGAACGGUUUCGUGAAGAAUCAUUGCUUGUUCCAACAACCGCAACAGAAGAAUCGGCGCCCGAGUGAGAACAACCAUGUUGUUCGUAACGACAGCCUGUACAACAAAGCGUUUGUGGAGCAGUUUGAGGAGACUCCUCUGCUUGUGGCUGUUCUCACCUACGUGGGCUACGGGAUCCUCACCAUCUUCGGGUACCUGCGGGACUUCCUCCGGCAUUGGGGCAUGGAGAAGUGCCAUGUGGCCAGAGAGAGGGAAGAGCAGAAGGACUUUGUUCCACUGUACCAGGACUUUGAGAACUUCUACACCCGGAAUCUAUACAUGCGUAUCCGUGACAACUGGAACAGGCCGAUCUGCAGUGUUCCAGGAGCCAAGAUGGACCUGUUGGAGAGGGCCUCCAAAGACUACAACUGGACCUUCCAACACACAGGUAAGGUGGUGAAAGACGUGAUCAACAUGGGUUCAUAUAACUACCUGGGCUUUGCUGAGAACACUGGGAGGUGUGCCGACGCUGCCACAGAGUCGACCCACCACUAUGGCGUUGGAGUGGGUAGCACCCGCUAUGAGAUGGGUAACCUGGAUCUCCAUGAGGAGUUGGAACAGCUGGUUGCUAGGUUCCUGGGGGUGGAGUCAUCUAUGGCGUUUGGGAUGGGCUUUGCUACCAACUCCAUGAACAUUCCGGCUCUGGCUGGAAAGGGUUGUUUGAUCCUGAGUGAUGAGUUAAACCAUGCCUCUCUGGUGCUGGGCGCUCGGCUGUCUGGAUCCAUCAUCAGAGUCUUCAAGCACAACAAUAUGGUGAGUCUAGAGAAGCUGUUGAGAGAUGCCAUAGUCCACGGCCAGCCCAGAACACGCAGGCCCUGGAAGAAGAUCCUCAUUCUGGUCGAAGGAAUAUACAGUAUGGAGGGAUCCAUCGUGCGUCUGCCUGAGGUGAUAGCCCUGAAGAAGCGCUACAAGGCCUUUCUCUACCUGGACGAGGCCCACAGCAUCGGGGCACUAGGACCUCGCGGUGGAGGGGUGGUCGAGUACUUUGGUCUGGACCCCAAAGAUGUUGACAUCAUGAUGGGAACGUUCACUAAGAGCUUUGGUGCUGCUGGAGGGUAUAUCGGAGGAAAAAGGGAGUUGAUAGACUACCUGCGGUCCCACUCCCACAGUGCUAUCUACGCCACCUCCAUGUCUCCUCCUGUGUCCCAACAGAUCAUCACUUCUAUGAAGAUUAUCAUGGGGGAGGACGGUACCACUCUGGGUGAGGUCCGUCUGAGGCAGCUGUCAGAGAACACUACGUACUUCAGGAGGAAACUCAGAGAGAUGGGCUUUAUCAUCUAUGGCAACGAUGACUCUCCUGUCGUACCCAUGAUGCUCUACAUGCCCGCCAAGAUAGGGGCGUUCGGUAGGGAGAUGUUGAAGAGGAACAUUGGGACGGUGGUGGUUGGCUUUCCAGCCACGCCCAUCAUCGAGUCCAGGGCCAGGUUCUGUGUGUCUGCUGCCCACACCAGAGAUAUAUUGGACACGGCGUUGGAGGCCAUCAGUGAGGUAGGAGAUGUAUUACAGCUGAAGUAUUCUCGACACCAGAGACAUCAUCUCCCCUCCUCCCUGGGUUCAUGGUCCUCUGAGGAGAGUCUGCUCCAGGAACCCAGCCACGUCAAGCCUUCUGUCAUGUAACUAACUGAAACGCCUACACUGAUGUAGGGUCAAGUUGCCUCUAGAUGCUGAUCUUGUGUCAGUUUAGUAUUUUUCCACACUAAUAGUUAAUGUUAGGAUUGGGGGAUGGAAAGCUGAUCCUAGAUCUGUACCUAAGUGGAACUUCACCAGGUCUGAAAAGUCACCAUGGUCCUCAUGUGUCCGUAGGGUUUUCUUAAUGCAUCUUAACUUAUUGUGACUUAAUUUUUUUUGAGUUUGUACCUUAACGUUGAGUCUUAAAUAUGUCUGUGUGCAUUAUGGGGUCUUCCAAUGCAAUAAUAACAAGAUUACAUUGACAUUGUAGUAAUUUAGCAGACUUUUCCAGAGCCACUCAGAGCAUCUUGCUCAACGGCACAUUGACAGCUUUUUCACUGAUUCGGCUCUGGGAUUCGAACCUUUAGCUUACAGACCCAACACUUUAAACCACUAGGCUGCCUGCUGCGUUUCCUAAAGGUAUUUUCAGCUUUUAAGAUAGGAGGGAGUAAUCAAGGGGUCUGAAACCUGGAACGUUUUAAUAUUAAAAUAUACAGUACCACUUGUUUGGUUAUACCAAUGGUUGGUUACUGGCAGGAGUUAUGUAACAGACAAAGUAAAUGAAUAAUAUCUAUCAUUCCUUACAUUAGUAGAGCACUGUUGAUAUGGGUAAAAUACCCCUCCCCACCUAAAUAUAGGCCUUCAUAUCACAUGGGGUACAUCAAGUGUCAACCUUAUUUUUUUAUUUAAUUUAACUUAAACCUUUCCACUUUAAUCUGUGUUUUAUACUUGAAUAUUGUCACUGGGUCCUUUCUCUAACCAAAUCUAUGUAUUGUACAUUAUCUACUGUUUAUACUGUAAAUUAACAUGUGAAAUCUUCUUUGACUUAACAUCGUAGCUAGUCACCAAUCACAGAGCUGCUUUCCAUGAGUAGUCCUAGCUCUCUCUCUAAUCUACCUAUCACACCUGGCUCAUGUUCAUUAGGGCACAUCUCAGCCAAAACAAGCAAUUUCUUAUUGGACAAGCCCUGGUAGUCCCUCCCAGUUUCAGUUAGUUUUGUUCCAUUUUGUGCCUAAUGAACACGACCUUGUUCCAAAAAGAUCCGUUGUGAUAUUUAGAAUAGUAGGGGGAAUCCCUUUGUAGAGCUGACAUGUUGUGAAUCAUCUUUUUCAGCCUUUAAUAUUUAGUGUUCUUUACACCUGUACUGGAAUAACUUGAACUCAUAUGUCUUAAACGUUUUGAACAGCUCUAGAGUCUUUAACAGAGCCAUAGCUGGAGAUUCUCUAAUACUGCUAUAGGAUGAAUAAGAGCCAGGUCGUGUUGUGUGUUUCUUUAGGAUCGGUUUCCUGGAAUAAAAGAAAAUAUAUAUAUAUAUUUCAAUGGAGAUUCUUGCCUUCAUCUGUGUCCGGGAAACUGACCGUUACUGAAGAGACAUGUCAUGUGAAUAUCGAACUGUAUAUCUGAACCGAAGUGCUUAGUUUAUUAUUAAACAAUCCAGCGCUGAUGUCUUCUUCCUGAACAAUGACACGCUGGGUGUAAUGUAACCACACUGUCUAUCUGUAUGUAUGACGAUGCUGCAUCCUAACCAUGCUUGUCUGAUGUACAGAUAUGUCCUUAUUCGGAAAACACUUCCUAUGGAUACCCUCUUUGUAAGCUAUUAUAAGUGCAUCCAUAAUGCCUUAUGAGCUAUGUAUAAUGCAUUAUAAUGCACAAAAUAGGUUUAAUACAGGAAGUGUUACCCCUUUGUUUAUUUAUUGCAAAUUCCCUAUAGUAUUUCAAUCUGCCUUGUUUUGGGGAAGAUGUUUCUAAUGUAGUAUCUCUGUGGGUUGCAGCUCUAAGUUCUACAGCGGUUCUUCUAAAUUCCAUUUACAGUCAGCCAUUUCAGGAAGUCAAAUUUUAUGGAAUUUCAGUUUGGAAUUUUUUUAUGGAAAUUCAGAAAACGAUUAGAAUUUACCUAGUGAAUUGACUUGAUUUGUAAAGGGAUUGACCCCCAACCCUGUUCCAGAGGAACUAUGUACGCGCGUUUUAAUAACCGACAACAUGUCUUCAGUGCUAAUACUACUGACGUGCAUUAUAAAUACACAGAUGAUGUAGCCUCACUGUAACGACAGGCGUUGCGGCUGGCUAACGACUGCUUGGUUUGAAGGAAGCGUAUUUUUACCGCCGACUGUCUCUCACAAUGAUUCUUCUUAUCUGAUAUGGCAUUCCAGAAUUAGCUGAUUUUUGUUUUGGCUGGCUUGUAUAUUUCUUUUGUGUAAAUUAUAUAUUUGAUUUUCCAUGGGUCAACCUAUGGGUCAUUUCAAGUGUAAUAUUGUGAUUAGUCAAAUAUCCGGUUUGUAGUUGAGGUGUGUGAGUGUAGAAAUGUAUCGAACAGAGCUGAGGCUGAGACUGUGAUCAUUCCACCACUACAAGCUCCUUUUAAACUAUCUGUGACAUUUUAAAGUGUCUAGAAUUUGUUCAGCAGUAAAACUGAAACCUAGUUGAUUCUGCAUUGUAUUUAGUUCAAGCUGGGUGGGCCCAUGUAGUGUCUCUUGGUCCCGAAUGGCACUCUUUUUCCUAUAGUGUACUACUUUUAACCAGAGCCUUAGUCAAAAGUAGUGCAUUAUAUAGGCAAUGGGGCACAAUUUGGGAUGCCUGCUCCGUAUCCUGUUCCCAUCUCUAUUGAGACAGGAUGUGAUUGCUCAUAUCCAGCAACAUGAUCUCAGGAGAGCUGUUUACAUUUCUACAAAGCAAAUAACAUUUAGCCUCAGAUUUAAUUCAUCACUGGCCCGUUUUUUAAAGUAAAUGUGUUUUUAAAAUGAAAAGAUUAAAAAGUCCUUUGAUGUAAAAUGACAUUGUUUAACCAGCAAUGGGAGAGAUUUGUGAACUGACUUUUGGACUAUGAAUAAAACCUGUAUGUUAUCAGUAGGCUUUUACCCUUGGCAAGUUCAAUGUUUGGAGAUAGUUAGGGUUGAAAGAAACCAUUUGAGGUUUUUGAAGCAAUGGUGUGUGUUAAACCGUGCUGUUGGAAACGGUGCUAAGAUUAAAUCUGUCUUUGUUUGUAUCAAGCUCUUGGUUAGAUUUGUCUUUUGGCAAAGGUCUAUAUACAUACGCACGAUGUGUAAUGUAAUCUAUCGGAAAGUCUUUACAGAAUGAAUACCAUUAAAUGACUUACAACCUGUUUGUAUCUUAAA